Messenger RNA from Penicillium brevicompactum, 1929 nucleotides. RefSeq names its product putative C2H2 finger and ankyrin domain protein. The coding region runs from base 1 to 1929 and encodes 642 amino acids. Gene Ontology annotation, molecular function: nucleic acid binding; zinc ion binding. The transcript has 2 exons. Lineage: Eukaryota; Fungi; Ascomycota; Eurotiomycetes; Eurotiales; Aspergillaceae. The record is from RefSeq and is a predicted model, not a curated record.
AUGGUGGAUACGACUCGAAUGGAGGAACUCUUGAAGAGACCUCUCUAUGUGUACGACCUGCCGCAAGAACUUCUUGCGAGUCUAUCGGCCAAAACCACAGGACAGCCUGUCGCCGAAGAAGAAAUCGGACCCUCGUCGGAAGAGCUGGAGCAAGCGGCACAAGACUCAGCGAUCGCAACAUCCAACCUUUGCCCUCUUUGCAAAGUCUCGUACAACACCGUCCAAGAACAGCGCAGCCACGUCCGCUCAGAUCACCACCGAUACAAUGUCAAAUCUCAGCUGCGUGGGAAUGCACCUCUCGGAGAACUUGAGUUUUCAAAGGCAGUCGGGGAGCUAGACGAGUCGAUAUCUGGAUCCGAGUCCUCAGAGACCGAGGAAGAAGAUGGAAAUGGAGCUGCUGGAACUACCCUCUCAGCCUUGUUGAAGAAGCAGGCGAAGCUCUCCCACGGGGAUGAAGAAAGCUCUGCAAAUGUGCCAGGAACCCCGAAGAGCCCACUCCUGUGGUUUUCCAGCUCGGGCCUACCAUCGAAUAAAUCCUUGGGUAUAUACAGGGCCAUGUUCUCGCCUGCUGAGCAAGAGGACUCCGCCCAUCUGGUUGACACUAUUCGCCGCAAGCAAUUGGCUCCAAUCAAACCACGUGCCAAUAACAAAGCGCAAGAUCCAGCCGCCUCGGGGCCUCACAUUUUCAUGUGUAUGAUUGGAGGUGGCCAUUUCGCUGCUAUGUUGGUCUCGUUGGCACCAGAGAUCCAUCGAAAGCAAGGUGGUGUUGAAGACAGGCAAGCUCGCGUGAUUGCGCAUAAAUCCAUUCACCGAUAUACGACCCGUCGGAAGCAAGGUGGAUCGCAGUCUGCCAGUGAUGCCUCACGAGGAGCCGCUCACUCCGCAGGUUCAAGUCUGCGUCGCUACAACGAGGCAAUGCUGGAAAAAGAGAUUAGAGAUACUUUGACGGAGUGGCGCGAGAUGAUUGACAGUUCUGAGCUGUUGUUCGUUCGAGCUACAGGAAAGACAAACCGGAAAAUCCUCUUCGAUAAUUACGAUGGGCAGGUUUUGAAGAACAAGGAUCCUAGGAUCCGAGGCUUCCCCAUCAAUACCCGCCGCGCAACCCAAGGAGAGCUGCUAAGAUGCUUCAAAGAGUUGACGCGCGUCAAAGUCAGCGAGGUAGAUGAGGCCGCGCUGGCUGCAGCCGAAACCAAGCGCAAAGAGGACGAGGCCAAAGCCUCAGCCCCAGCGCCGAAACCACAACCACAGAAGCCUAAGCUCUCAAAGGAAGACGAAGCUGCCCUACUACAUACCAGCCAACUGCAAGCCCUCAUCCGCCGCUCCAAGGUCCCUGCCUUGAUGUCCUACAUCUCGAACAACUCCAUCCCACCCACAUUCUUGUUCACACCCACCGACUCACCCCAAAAUUUCCGUUGCCCUACACCUCUCCACCUAGCCGCAAACCUCAACGCCCCCGCUGUGGUCACGGCUCUUCUCACAAAGGCCGACGCCGACCCAACAUCCCUCAACAACGAAGGCAGAACCCCCUUCGAACUGUCAGGCGACCGGCCGACCCGCGACGCCUUCCGCGUUGCGCGCCAUACCCUCGGCGAGGCUAAAUGGGAUUGGGAAACUGCCAAAGUCCCAUCAGCAGUCUCCAAGGCCGAUGCCGACAGUCGUGCCGAGAAAGAACGCAAGGCUGCCAAUGAAGAGGAAUCGAGUCGCCGCCAGGCCGACCUGGAUCGAUUGAAGCAAGAGGAGGCGGAGAAGGCGGCACGUUCAAAGACAACGAAGACUGGCGGGAGGACGGUGGGCGCCGUUGAGAAGUCUGGUGCCGAGAAGCGUGAAGAGGAGACUCGUGGUAUGACACCUGAGAUGAGGAUGCGAUUGGAGAGAGAGCGCCGAGCGAGGGCUGCUGAGGAGAGGUUCAAGAAAAUGCAAGGGAAGUGA